Meriones unguiculatus (Mongolian gerbil) is the source of this 4712-nucleotide messenger RNA. It is a transcript of the gene Tomm40l, whose product is annotated as translocase of outer mitochondrial membrane 40 like. Gene Ontology annotation, molecular function: transmembrane protein transporter activity. The transcript is spliced from 9 exons. Bases 2222 to 3148 code for a protein of 308 amino acids. NCBI's taxonomy places the organism in Eukaryota, Metazoa, Chordata, Mammalia, Rodentia, Muridae. Gene Ontology annotation, biological process: protein import into mitochondrial matrix. The record is from RefSeq and is a predicted model, not a curated record. Gene Ontology annotation, cellular component: mitochondrial outer membrane translocase complex; mitochondrial outer membrane.
AUAAACUCUAGUGUAGGCCAAGAUCUGCUUAUGAUUUAUUUAUUCUUUUGGGAUCAUGGCCUGGGGUUGAUGGGUUUAUGCAUAGCAGGCAAUCGGGGUUCUUUCUCUGGGAAGCUCUGACACGAAGCCCUUAGCCCUUGUCGUCUUUACCUCACUAUGGAUAGAUUUCGUCUCUCCAACCCUACACCCCUUCAGAGAAAUUUGGCAGAGAGGUAUUUGGGAACAGAAGAAUGGAAAAAGGAUCUAGGCAUGGUGGCACAGUCCCUUCAUGGCAGCACUGGGGAGGCAGAGGCAAACUGAUCUCUGUGAGGCCAGCGAGAUCUAGUGAGUUCCAGGGCUGCAUAGUGAGACCCUGCCUUUAAAGAAAGAAAGAAAGAAAAAGGAAGGAAGGAAGGAAGAUGAGAAAAGAAAAAAAUGGAAAAGGAGUUGAAAUCGGAGGUAGCGGGGAAUGGGGGUUACAGGAAUACAAGUCAGAACAGGUACAACUGACUGAGUUAAUGUGCAAUGAGAUAGGAAGGGGGCACGAGAGCACACAAUACACACCCCUCACAUACAAAGAUACACAGAGAAAAUGCACUGGAACUAUUGCAUUUGAAAGGUUUCAUCAAUGGAGUUCUUUUAAAAUAAUCAUGAAAUAAAAGUCCAAAGCAUUGAUGUUGCAUUUCUGGGUUCUCAUCAAUUAAUGAGUACCUCCCAAAACAGAUUCAGAAAAAGUCUCUGCCCUCCUGCUCCCAACCUCAGCAGUUACAAGGCUCUGUCCAAAUAAAGGUCAAAGGUGCUUGGUCAUUUGAUCACCUUAUCAGUUAGGCCCUGGCCCUUGUCCCAGCUCUAAUUGUGUGGGAGGACAGAGGUACAUUCCCUAGGCUCAGAGCUCUCCAGUGGAAUCAGCUAAGGGGAUACUGAAAAAGUUCCUAUCUCUCACCGGUGUGUCCCCAAAGCUUGCCCUGUGUACACUGUAACAUUACUCAGAGGUACGGGGGAGGAAGUGUGGAAACCAGUCAAGGACCACGAAAUCUUGCCCCUUUCCAGCUGUCUCGCGGGGGAGCUCUAGGGCCACAUGACUGCUCGCCCCUGGCCCUGGGGACAGAGUGUAACUUCAGGCUGUAGUCGUAUUCCUAGAUUCUCUUUUUCUUUUCUGCAAAGCAGUACUAACUAGAGAGGGCAGAUGCUUGAGGAACUGGUUCUGCCCACGACCCGCUCCUCUGCCCACUCUCACAGCCAUCAUGUGAACUCCAGAGGGAGGCGGGAGUAGUGGUAGGGUUCUGUUUUCUAGGAGAGAGCUGUGUUUGUGAGUAGCAGCCUUGGAGGUAUGUGGAGGGCGGUGGGGAUUCCCUGGCGGCUUUCAGGAAGGUGGAGGGUACUGUGAACUACGUCUUCUCAGUCUUUAGCAAUCCUUCAUAAAAUACGUCUCCAAACUCAAACUCUAGUUUCACUUUUCUCACGUCCGGGUUAAGGCGCUCCAGUGGUCCAAGCGACAAAAUGCUCCCUCUAGUGUCUUGAAUGCUCACAAGUUUAUUUCGACCUUGAAGAGGCUGGGCGAUCUUAGUGAGGCGGCCUUCGACCCAAGUCUAAAGGGCCACCCACAAACUCCCACUCGCCAAUGCAGCACCGGACUGAAGCUCUGGGGCUGUCAGGCCUGCCACUCUUCUGUUUCCUACUCUCCCAUUGGUCAUUGGGAAAUCGAGGCACCUUUUUUCAUCAUUGGGUGGGCUGGGUCUUUGAGCGCUUCCUUUGCCCAGUUCCAAGAUGGCGCCCGCGACUAUGCUGGGAAUACAGGCUGAAGCUGUAGUUCUGCCAUUACUCAAGAUGGCUGCCCCAUCAAGAUGACCGGGGUGUGCCUAGGGGAAAGGGGCAGCAGGAUGGUCUGAGAUGGUAAGGGCUCAUUUUCCAUUGCGAGCAGAACCUUGGGACGUGGGAUGAGGAAGAGAGAAACUAGGACGUUAGCUGAAGCCUGUGGUCGUGGGUAAGACUAGAUACUGGGGGAGCGGACAUGGGUGACAGGUGGGGGCGAGGGAUCAACGAUGGGCGGGAAUGUGCCUGGGAUUCAAUUUUCCCAUAGAUGCGCUUUCCCCCUACUGUUCCUUUUGCAGGUCUAGCAUCGAACUAUAUGGAAGUUUCUGAAACCGGGGAGCCUGAUGAUGGGGGGUGGAGCCCGUGGGGGAUAGAGGGAGCGAUAGUUUUCCCAGCCUAACCCCGACCCCUCCCUGUCCUCUGGACUAAAAUGGGGAACACCCUGGGCCUGGCACCGAUGGGGACCUUACCCCGCCGGGGCCCCCGUCGGGAGGAACCGCUGCCCAACCCCGGGAGCUUCGAUGAGCUGCACCGGUUGUGCAAAGAUGUAUUCCCAGCACAGAUGGAGGGCGUGAAGCUGGUUGUCAACAAGGUUCUGAGCAGCCAUUUCCAGGUGUCUCAUACUGUGCACAUGAGUGCACUGGGCUUGCCAGGCUAUCACCUCCAUGCCGCCUAUGCAGGGGACUGGCAGCUUAGCCCCACAGAGGUGUUCCCCACUGUGGUGGGGGAUAUGGACAGCAGCGGCAGUCUCAACGCCCAGGUCUUGCUUCUGCUGGCAGAGCGGCUGCGAGCUAAGGCUGUCUUCCAGACACAGCAGGCCAAGUUCCUGACGUGGCAGUUUGAUGGCGAGUAUCGGGGAGAUGACUACACAGCCACUCUGACCCUGGGAAAUCCAGACCUGAUUGGGGAAUCAGUGAUCAUGGUUGCUCACUUCCUACAGAGCAUCACUCAUCGGUUGGUGCUAGGAGGAGAACUAGUUUAUCACCGGCGACCAGGUGAAGAGGGCGCCAUCUUGACUCUGGCUGGGAAGUACUCAGCUGUACAUUGGGUAGCCACACUGAAUGUUGGGUCAGGUGGGGCCCACGCCAGUUAUUACCACAAGGCAAACGAACAGGUUCAGGUUGGAGUGGAGUUUGAGGCAAAUACAAGGCUACAAGAUACAACCUUCUCCUUUGGUUACCACCUGACUCUGCCCCAGGCCGAUAUGGUGUUCAGAGGCUUGGUGGAUAGUAACUGGUGUGUUGGUGCUGUGCUGGAGAAGAAGAUGCGCCCCCUUCCUGUCACCCUAGCCCUCGGAGCCUUCCUCAAUCACUGGCGCAACAGAUUCCAUUGUGGCUUCAGCAUCACUGUGGGCUGAGGUUGUCCUGGAGGCGGCCUCCACAGCAGCUGGAACCUUUGAGUCAGAUGCGCGAGCAAGGACCGGAGCCUAGCUAGGUCCCUCCCAGGCCUACCUUGCUGGAUGACUUCUAGAUCCCAUGGGCAGAGUGGGGGACAGGACGAUGUCCUCUUCAGAACUGGAACUGCCUCACAGUCAUUUUCCAAGUAGGCCAUGGUUUGAGGUUCCCAAUUCUGCCAUCAGCCCCAGUAUAAUUUUCCACAAGCUAUAUGGCUCUGGACUAAAGAAGGAUUAAGGGAUAUGUCUGGCUCCCCUCACCCUACUUUCUUCAUUAUUUUUGUUUGACUAAGAUAUCAGCUCCUUCUUCAGAGCAGAAAAAUCUGCAUGAAAAUAGGGAGAAGAAAAAAAAGUUUCCUAUCCCAAGUUUCCCGUUUUUCCAUUCCUCAGCCUCCCCAGGUUGGGAAAGUAGGGUUAAAGAGCUAAAUCUUUGGUCAGGCAAAGACCAAAGAAGGGGCCCACCCAUCCCCAGAAGGAACUUUACCACCUAGCCCUGACCCUUCCUUCUUUCCCAUCUUCCGUGUUUCCGGAGAACAACUUUGGCCCAAUGGUCACCCCAACCCCCAACCCUCUGCCCUCCACCCCCUCCAUAACCCACUGAUGGAUGACCACACAGACAGUUGCUAUUCAGCGUUUCAUUGCCACCACUGAGCCCUUUCUGCUGGUUCCCAUCUCGGGUACCAGCAAUUUCCCUGUUCCAGCCCAGUGUAUCCGAGGGGGUCUGUGGAAGAAUUUGAGCCAGGGCCUCAGCUGCAGAUUUCCCCAAGCAGCGGCAUCAUAGCAGACAGUCCUUGGAUGCGAUGUAUUUCGUAUGAGUAUGUAUUGUUUAUACUCCGGAGCUCAGCCAACAGGCCCAUCAGCUUCGCGUACAGAAACCUUUGGAGAAAGUAGCAGGGAGAUAAGGCAGCUGGGAGUCUUGUCUUGAGAGCCUCAUCCCCUGAACUGCCCCUCAGAGAGGCUAAGUUUAUACAUUAGAAAAUCAUGCUCUGGAUGGCACAUACUAUAUUUUCAGAAAUCUCCAAGAAGGGAGAUUAAUACUGUCUUCCUUUUUUGUGCCUAGUUUUUCCUGAACGCAGGGCUUUGAGGUCAAGUGCAAAGAGAAUACUAGACUUGGCUAAAAUAUCAACUGGGUAGAAUCUGAACAAGGAGCCUCCUAGAUUGAGUUCUAGAAGGCGGGUGUGUUGUUCUGUGGGAUAAAGCUUCUCCCUCUUAGCAAACUGAUUGAUCAAGGAGUGAGCAGAACGAAAGCAGUAUAAACUUCCUAGCCUGGACUUCGAACUACCUAGAGGCUCUGUUCAUGAAACUGUGAAUGAGAACAUAACAUCAAUGGGACCGAAAACUUCAAGGAACUGAUACAAUGAAGAGGAAGAAUGGGCAAGACUUUGACAUUUUUGUUGUAGUUUGGAAAAGUUGGAGAGGUGAGGUGAUGGAUGUUACCAAUCUCAGGAAUGCUAUUACACACAGGCUAUGAGCUCCUACUUUGCAUCUCUACUGAAUAAAAAAAAAAAAAAAAAAAAAUCUUGGAAAA